Erinaceus europaeus (western European hedgehog) is the source of this 2908-nucleotide messenger RNA. It is a transcript of the gene PPP1R12C, whose product is annotated as protein phosphatase 1 regulatory subunit 12C. The record is from RefSeq and is a predicted model, not a curated record. Lineage: Eukaryota; Metazoa; Chordata; Mammalia; Eulipotyphla; Erinaceidae. Gene Ontology annotation, molecular function: phosphatase regulator activity; protein kinase binding; enzyme inhibitor activity. Gene Ontology annotation, biological process: signal transduction. Gene Ontology annotation, cellular component: cytoplasm.
CCGCGGCGGGCGGCGGUCCGGGCUCGCGGCCGCAGGGGCCGGGCGGGCGGCCGCGGCGGAGCCAUGUCCGGCGAGGACGGGCCGGGCGCGGCGGCGGCGGCGGCCCGCGAGCGGCGGCGGGAGCAGCUGCGGCAGUGGGGCGCGCGCGCGGGCGCCGAGCCGGGCCCCGGGGAGCGGCGGGUCCGCACCGUGCGCUUCGAGCGCGCCGCCGAGUUCCUGGCGGCCUGCGCGGGCGGCGACCUGGACGAGGCGCGGCUGAUGCUGCGCGGGGCCGAGCCCGGCGCCGACCCGGGUCCCGCCGCCCCGCCGCCCGCCCGCGCCGUGCUGGACGCCACCAACGCCGACGGCAUCAGCGCGCUGCACCAGGCCUGCAUCGAUGAGAAUCUGGAGGUGGUCCGCUUCCUGGUGGAGCAGGGCGCCACGGUGAACCAGGCGGACAACGAGGGCUGGACGCCCCUGCACGUGGCCGCGUCCUGCGGCUACCUGGACAUCGCCAGCUACCUCCUGAACCACGGCGCCAACAUCGCCGCCGUCAACAGCGACGGGGACCUGCCUCUGGACCUGGCCGAGGCCGACGCCAUGGAGGGGCUGCUCCGAGCUGAGAUCGCUUGCCGAGGCGUGGACGUGGAGGCCGCCAAGCGGGCCGAAGAGGACCUGCUGCUUCAUGACACCAGGUGCUGGCUGAACGGGGGCGCCAUGCAGGCCCGGCACCCCCGCACGGGCGCCUCCGCCCUGCAUGUGGCCGCCGCCAAGGGCUACAUCGAGGUGAUGCGGCUGCUGCUGCAGGCUGGCUACGACCCUGAGCUCCGGGAUGGGGACGGCUGGACCCCACUGCACGCGGCCGCACACUGGGGCGUGGAGGACGCCUGCCGCCUGCUGGCCGAGCACGGCGGGGGCAUGGACUCACUGACGCACGCCGGCCAGCGCCCCUGUGAUCUGGCCGAUGAAGAGGUGCUGAGCUUGUUGGAGGAGCUGGCCCGCAAGCAGCAGGACCUUCGGAACCAGGAGGCCUCCCAGAACAGGACCCAGGAGCCCCCCGGCCCAGCUGGCAGCAAACACCGAAGAAGCUCCGUCUGCCGCCUGAGCAGCCGAGAGAAGAACUCCCUGCAGGAUCUGUCCAAGGAGCGCCGGCCGGGGGGUGCAGGGGGGCCCCCCAUCCGGGACGAGGAUGAUGGGGAAGAGGCACCUGCGGUGUCACCCGCACAGCCCAGAGCCCUCAAUGGAGUCUCCUCCCCACUGCCCUCCAGCCCUCAGAGCCCGGUGUCCCCCAAGGAGGCCCCGUUUCCCAGGCGCACUGGCAUCCAGAAGACGGGCAGCUCUGGGGCCUUGGGCCCCCCAGAACGGCAGGGGGCCGGGUUGCAGCGCUCGGCCUCCUCCUCUGUGCUGGAGAGGACGUCCACUCAGGCCAGGGAGCCCCGGCUCGCCAGGAUUGCCCCCACCCCCUCCCGGAAGGUGCCAGAGCCCUCUGCCUUGCCUCCAGAGCCCCAGUCCCCAGCGCCUGUAGUCCCUGCAGCCGCCCCUGCUCCCCCAUCGGACUCCCGUGACCGGCGGAGGUCCUACCAGAUGCCUGUGCGUGACGAGGAGUCCGAGUCCCAGAGGAAGGCGCGUUCCCGCCUCAUGCGGCAGUCUCGGAGGUCCACACAGGGCGUGACUCUGACGGAGCUUAAGGAAGCUGAGAAGGUGGCAGGAAAGGCCCUGGAGGAGCCGGAGAAGUGCUUGCAGAGCCUCGAUACUUGCCGUAGGCCCCGUGUCCCCGGGGUGGAGAAUGCUGGCAGCCCUGUCCGGAGAGCAGAGGUGCCUGACGGCCAGGGACCACCGGCCACCAGGGAGCCUCGCCGAGCUGGCAAGGAGCACAGGGGGCCUGCGGAGGGAGAGGACGCAGAGCUGACCGGCCGCAGCCCAGAGUCCAGCACCCUGGAGGGCAGCCCCUGUGUCCACAUGCAUCAGAACCUGAACCCAGAACCUGACACAGAGCCGGAGCCAGAUGAGCCAGAUGGAGGCUUCAAGAAGAUGUACACAGAGCUGCGUGUGGAGAACCAGCGGCUGCGGGAGGCCCUGACUGAGACCACGCUGCAGCUGGCGCAGCUCAAGGUGGAGCUGGAGCGGGCCACGCAGAGGCAGGAGCGCUUUGCCGAGAGGCCGGCCCUUCUGGAACUGGAGAGAUUCGAGCGCAGGGCCCUGGAGCGGAAGGCGGCAGAGCUGGAGGAGGAGCUGAAGGCGAGCACGGGCUUGGGGUUGGGAGUGGGGGGCUGGCCUGCCCAGCGCCGCCUGCUGACCCGCCCUACCUCGCAGGCCCUCUCCAACCUCCGGGCUGACAACCAGCGGCUCAAGGACGAGAACGCAGCCCUGAUCCGAGUGAUCAGCAAGCUCUCCAAGUGACCCCGCCUGUGCCUGCAGCGUAUUCAUACAGCCGCUUCCGCCACACGCACCCCUUCCCCCGCGUGCGCACCAGUGCCAGGCUCCCGGGGAGUCUCUGAGAAGCCAUAGCCUCCCCUGGCAUCCCCGGACCGGAGGGGACCCGAGCGAGCGCCCCCAGGAGCCAAGGGGGCCCAUCGGAGGCCGGAUGGAGGUGGGAGGCUGAGCCAGGUAGGGGGAUGUCGCCCGGGGCCGGAGGCGGGACCAGAAAGGAGGGAGGACCAGAAGGCGCCAGGACCAGGAGCCAGGACCAGAGCGGCUGCCAGAGGCCCCCCGUCACGUGUGACACCAUCGCCACCCCUUCCCCUCCCGAACAGGGAUCCGAGAACGUGCCAAGUGUCCCCGGCCCAGCCGGGGCGGUGUGUAGCGUCCGCGUGCAAUGGGGGGGUCUUCUAUUUUUGCAGCCCCUCCCCGCCUACUGUCCGGGGGAGGGGAGAAGGUAUUUUCGAGACAAAGCACAGGCACCACAAAUAAAAGUCGUGAAGAUGCCACU